Anarrhichthys ocellatus (wolf-eel) is the source of this 3219-nucleotide messenger RNA. It is a transcript of the gene tlcd3bb, whose product is annotated as TLC domain containing 3Bb. Lineage: Eukaryota; Metazoa; Chordata; Actinopteri; Perciformes; Anarhichadidae. The coding region runs from base 525 to 1433 and encodes 302 amino acids. The record is from RefSeq and is a predicted model, not a curated record. Gene Ontology annotation, cellular component: endoplasmic reticulum; membrane. Gene Ontology annotation, biological process: lipid homeostasis; ceramide biosynthetic process. The transcript is spliced from 7 exons. Gene Ontology annotation, molecular function: sphingosine N-acyltransferase activity.
CCCCUGGACCUGUAGGAACUAGCUUGCGCAGCAGUCCACAGCGUUGAGUCAACGUUGCAAUCUGCGAGGCUGAGACAGCGGCAUCUCUGGUCUGAUGAGAUGACAUAGCGACUAGACAGGCUACCGUUACAUUGACACCUGGAUCAGAUUGUGACAUUGGUUUUUUUUCCGUCACUUUUGACCGUUUUUCACUUGGCUAUUUGCUUAAGCUUGCUUGAAGCAGGCCAGUCACCAAUGCUCUCACUGAGCUACCCUCACAUAGAUGUCGAUCUAACGUGCUGCAAGCUAGCGUUAGCUCGCUGCUGCUACCCUUCAGACAUCGAAGUGGCCACAUAAACAUGCGGAUCAUCGAGGCGGAGACCCCUGGGACAUCUCUAACGUUAAACACUUUCUGGAGGACACGAGCUUUCGACUAGCCGCUGACUGGACUCUGCAGAGUCUUUUGUAGAGGGGAAAGAACGACGGAUCUCAAGGACCAGAUUGCCCGCUGAACCUUUUGCCUCUCAGACAGAUCGCCAGGGACCAUGCUGACCAUUCUAGCUGCUGGGUCUGUGUUCUUUCCAGGCCUCUUCCUGCUGUCCAAACAAUGCCUGAAGUCAAUCCCAGCUCUGAGGUGGAGCGAAGGAGAUGCAGUCAUUGUAUCCGCCAGGUUGGUUUCAUCAAUUCAGGCAGUCAUGGCCUCUUCAGCUGGCUACAUCAUUGCUUCUUCCUGCGAGGACAUCCUCGAGGACCAGCAUUGGCUGACAAGCAGUUACAUCAUGUUUGCUGUUCCCUACUUCGUGUACGACAUCUACGCAAUGUUCAUGUGCUACUGGUACAAGCUUCGGGUCAAAGGGCACGAGGAGGCCUCGGCAGCGCCCCAGCACAUGAGCACAGCGCUGACCAGCUACUUGCGUCGCGAGUUCCUCAUGGUGCUGCACCACGUGGUCAUGGUCACCGUGUGCUUCCCCGUCUCUGUGUUUUGGCGACAAGGAAAAGGAGAUUAUUUCCAGGGUGUAAUGUUCAUGGCUGAGCUCAGCACUCCAUCCGUCUGCUUAGGAAAAAUACUCAUCCAGUACAAACAGCAACACACUCUCCUGCACAAAGUGAAUGGGGCUCUUAUGCUGAUCACUUUUUUCAUCUGUCGAGUCCUCCUCUUCCCUUACCUCUACUACGCCUAUGGAAGGUACGCGUCCAUUCCCUUCCACAUGGUUCCCCUGUCGGUGCCCUGGCACUGUAACCUCGGUGCUGGUCUGCUCAUGGCUCCCCAGCUCUAUUGGUUUUCCCUAAUUUGCAGGGGCGCCCUGCGACUAUUCAUGGGCUCCUCCCGCUCUCAGAGACCAGGUGCGACCACGGGCGCAGCCAAGGAGGGGCAGACGGACGGCAACGCACUGCCCCAGCCAGCCAACGGCUACAGCACGUGUGCCUCAGAGCCUGAGCUGGCCACUCACUGAGGAGAGUGGAGGGGAGGGGAGGGUGGGGGAGGGAAGAAAGGCGAAUGUACCAAUGAGUAUGUAAAGGAAAGAAAGCUGUGAGGGAGAAGUGAGACAAGUAGCAAUAUGAAGAGAGCUACAGACAAAAGGCCUCAAAUAUUGCUGAAGUGUUUGCGGCCAGCAAUCGAGCUCCUAACUGUGAAAUGAUUUGGUCGCUGGCCUUCAAUCACUUCAGCAUCUCAGUUUGUAGGAAACAAGUGGAGUGUUAAUGCACUCAGUAUUUAAAGAUGUUAUCUGGCACUCUGACCGGUAGGAACAUGCACUGACCUGAGAGGAAUUUGCCUGGAUGUAUAGCAAGCAUAGGUGGCGAUUUCCCUCAUGUAGAUCAAAUUGAGUCCUCUCUGCCUCACGGUAUAGGAAGAGUAGGAGAAUAGGAAUGUAUUAUAUUGUAUGUUAGUACAUUUGCUGUAGAUGGAAGGCCUAAUUCAGUUUAGUAAUGAAGAAGACCUUCAAAAAAGAAAAAAAUCCCGACUAAGCAGUAUUUUGACUUGUUAGUGUUUAAUAUCUGUAUCCUCUAUGUAGUCACUGUCACUCUUAACAAAAUGUAACCAACCUGCAGGCUGACUCAUCUUUAGAAGGGAGAUAAUCUCAUAAGACUGUAUUCUGCUGCCUUAUCCCUUUCCCCCAAUUCUUUGCCGUUUCUUUAGAUUUUUAUUUAUUUUCAUCCCCGGAGGAGAAGGAAGCGGCUUCCUCAGACAGAAAAAUGUGACGGGUGUACAUAGCCGAUGUAAAAUUGUCCUUAUUUCCACCUCAGUAUUAGGUCAAUGUUGGGUUUUAUUCUUUUUUUAGGUUUUGUCUCGCAUCUGAUGUUUCAACAGACGUUUUUUGAAUAAUGACAUUUCGGCAUUAACACAAAGCAUUUCACUGUUUUGCCGCAAAGUGUACGCAGAGUUCCCCCAGACCGUAAAGCAGUGCUUCUUGUUUCAUUGUAGAUAUGACUUCAUUCCAUUUACUGGUAUCACAAAGUGUUUUUAGCAUACAAGGAAGUGAUGCACAGUAGCAGUCACUUUAAAACGAGUGUUUUUUUGUUUUGUUUUUUAGAUUGGUGCUGAUAUGAAUCUGAAACUAUCCAUUUGAUUGGCUGGAAUAUUUCAGUAAGGGAUCCAUAAGAGUAUUUAAAGCUUUGUCGGGGGACUUUGCAAUUUUGCCGUUUGAAGGGAAACAAGAUAAUCUGGUAGGGAAGCAUUCCCUUGUGAUAGACAUGCAGCACAUUUGUCCAUUUAUUUUGAUGUUCCUCAUUUAUAUUUUAACCAUCAUCAAGUUUAUGAAUAGUUUGAAGCCUUCUAGAUUUUAUGAAACACUUUGAUAAUUUAGCCGUUUAUUUGAGCCACUGGUUCUAUGAACCGCCUAUGAACAAACUGGCUAGUUUUAUCAUUUUACGUUUGUUUAAAGCCGCUUCACUGUCCUACAAAUGGGUCAAAACAAAAACAAAAAGCUCAGAAACCAUCAAGACAGGGCCGCGUGUGCCAAAACCAUCUGGACAACUGUGGGCAUGUUGAACACAGAACAUCCAUUCCCGUUCCAUGAACUCAUAAGGUACUGCUUCUUGACAAUACUACAACAUUUCAACUGAUGUACUGUAUAUUCCACAAAAUGCUCGUUAUUUAUUUGUAAGUAUUUAUUUAUUUAUUUGGUUUGUGGUUUUGAAUGCAUAUUUAUGCAUACAUAUUCUACUAUAUGCUUCUGAGCCUUAUGUGAAGGCUGUAUUGUUACUCCAAGUUAGCUAAAAUAUACUUCUCUGUCCUGA